Molecule: messenger RNA, 7885 nt
Organism: Chlorocebus sabaeus (green monkey)
Lineage: Eukaryota; Metazoa; Chordata; Mammalia; Primates; Cercopithecidae
Gene: MYO7A
Product: myosin VIIA
Cellular component (GO): cytoskeleton; myosin complex
Molecular function (GO): cytoskeletal motor activity; ATP binding; protein binding
Source: RefSeq, a predicted model, not a curated record
GGGCUGCUAUUUGACCUCCGGGGCUGCGGGAGGAGGACACAGACUCUUCAGGGGCUUUCCCCCAAACUUACCCCAGAAGGAAACUGUGUAUCUGACCUCACUCCCUAGAAGCAGCCAGGGAGCCAGAAAUAUCUUCAAUGCAUCUCCCCUUGAGUCUUAAAAACCCCGGGAGUUUACCGCGUUCUAUUCCAUAACAUCCUCGUGUUUCCUUCCAGAGAAAACACACCGAUUUUUUCCAAAACUGCGGUCAGGUGCGGUGCCAGGUGCCACGUUUAUCCCAGGCCUACCGCCACGGGGCCAGUGAGGCCGCCUGGAAUUCCCGGCGAAGUGGGGGUGCGGGGGGUUCCGCUGAGACGGAGGGGGCCGGGGUGGUGCGGGCGCCCCCUCGCCGUCCUGCCCGCGGGCGUCACCUAAGCCGCCGUUGCCAUGGACCCGCGGCAGAUGGCCCGGUUUAGGGUUCCGGGGCGGGCGGCGCGCACGGGAUUAGGUGAAUUAGGGAGCCGGAGCAGUGCCGCCAUCGCCGCGCCAUGGAGCCCCCCGCCGACCCCGCCGACUCUGCCGACCCCGCGCGCGUCCCGCAGCUCGGCAAGUGGGCGCUGGUGCGCAGCCUGAACCAGGCGUUCAAGACCUACGCUGUCCUGCCGGGGGACUACGUGUGGAUGGACCUGAGAUCGGGGCAGGAGUUUGAUGUGCCCAUCGGGGCAGUGGUGAAGCUCUGCGACUCUGGGCAGAUCCAGGUGGUGGACGAUGAAGGCAAUGAACACUGGAUCUCCCCGCAGAACGCAACGCACAUCAAGCCUAUGCACCCCACGUCGGUCCACGGCGUGGAGGAUAUGAUCCGCCUAGGGGACCUCAACGAGGCGGGCAUCUUGCGCAACCUGCUUAUCCGCUACCGGGACCACCUCAUCUACACCAACUGCGGAGGGCGGACGUAUACGGGCUCCAUCCUGGUGGCCGUGAACCCCUACCAGCUGCUCUCCAUCUACUCACCAGAGCACAUCCGCCAGUAUACCAACAAGAAGAUUGGGGAGAUGCCCCCCCACAUCUUUGCCAUUGCUGACAACUGCUACUUCAACAUGAAACGCAAUAGCCGUGACCAGUGCUGCAUCAUCAGUGGGGAAUCUGGGGCUGGGAAGACGGAGAGCACAAAGCUGAUCCUGCAGUUCCUGGCAGCCAUCAGUGGGCAACACUCAUGGAUUGAGCAGCAGGUCUUGGAGGCCACCCCCAUUCUGGAAGCAUUCGGGAAUGCCAAGACCAUCCGCAACGAUAACUCAAGCCGUUUCGGAAAGUACAUCGACAUCCACUUCAACAAGCGGGGCGCCAUCGAAGGCGCCAAGAUUGAGCAGUACCUGCUGGAGAAGUCGCGCGUCUGUCGCCAGGCCCCAGAUGAAAGGAACUACCACGUGUUCUACUGCAUGCUGGAGGGCAUGAGUGAAGAUCAGAAGAAGAAGCUGGGCUUGGGCCAGGCCUCUGACUACAACUACUUGGCCAUGGGUAACUGCAUAACCUGUGAGGGCCGGGUGGACAGCCAGGAGUACGCCAACAUCCGUUCCGCCAUGAAGGUGCUCAUGUUCACUGACACCGAGAACUGGGAGAUCUCGAAGCUCCUGGCCGCCAUCCUGCACCUGGGCAACCUGCAGUAUGAGGCCCGCACAUUUGAAAAUCUGGAUGCCUGUGAGGUCCUCUUCUCGCCGUCGCUGGCCACAGCUGCAUCCCUGCUUGAGGUGAAUCCCCCAGACCUGAUGAGCUGCCUGACCAGCCGCACCCUCAUCACCCGUGGGGAGACGGUGUCCACCCCACUGAGCAGGGAACAGGCACUGGACGUACGCGAUGCCUUCGUCAAGGGGAUCUACGGGCGGCUGUUCGUGUGGAUUGUGGACAAGAUCAACGCUGCAAUUUACAAGCCUCCCUCCCAGGAUGUGAAGAACUCUCGCAGGUCCAUCGGCCUCCUGGACAUCUUUGGGUUCGAGAACUUUGCUGUGAACAGCUUCGAGCAGCUCUGCAUCAACUUUGCCAAUGAGCACCUGCAGCAGUUCUUUGUGAGACACGUGUUCAAGCUGGAGCAGGAGGAGUAUGACCUGGAGAGCAUCGACUGGCUGCACAUCGAGUUCACCGACAACCAGGAUGCCCUGGACAUGAUCGCCAACAAGCCCAUGAAUAUCAUCUCCCUCAUCGAUGAGGAGAGCAAGUUCCCCAAGGGCACGGACACCACCAUGUUACACAAGCUGAACUCCCAGCACAAGCUCAACGCGAACUACAUUCCCCCGAAGAACAACCACGAGACCCAGUUUGGCAUCAACCAUUUUGCAGGUGUCGUCUACUAUGAGACCCAAGGCUUCCUGGAGAAGAACCGAGACACCCUGCAUGGGGACAUUAUCCAACUGGUCCACUCCUCCAGGAACAAGUUCAUCAAGCAGAUAUUCCAGGCCGAUGUCGCCAUGGGCGCCGAGACCAGGAAGCGCUCGCCCACACUCAGCAGCCAGUUCAAGCGGUCGCUGGAGCUGCUGAUGCGCACGCUGGGUGCCUGCCAGCCCUUCUUUGUGCGAUGCAUCAAGCCCAAUGAGUUCAAGAAGCCCAUGCUGUUUGACCGGCACUUGUGUGUGCGCCAGCUGCGGUACUCAGGGAUGAUGGAGACCAUCCGAAUCCGCCGAGCUGGCUACCCCAUCCGCUACAGCUUCGUGGAGUUUGUGGAGCGGUACCGCGUGCUGCUGCCGGGUGUGAAGCCAGCCUACAAGCAGGGUGACCUUCGCGGGACGUGCCAGCGCAUGGCUGAGACUGUGCUGGGCACGCACGAUGACUGGCAGAUAGGCAAAACCAAGAUCUUUCUGAAGGACCACCAUGACAUGCUGCUGGAAGUGGAGCGGGACAAAGCCAUCACUGACAGAGUCAUCCUCCUCCAGAAGGUCAUCCGGGGGUUCAAAGACAGGUCUAACUUCCUGAAGCUGAAGAACGCUGCCACGCUGAUCCAGAGGCACUGGCGGGGUCACAACUGCAGGAAGAACUACGGGCUGAUGCGUCUCGGCUUCCUGCGGCUGCAGGCUCUACACCGCUCCCGGAAGCUGCACCAGCAGUACCGCCUGGCCCGCCAGCGCAUCAUCCAGUUCCAGGCCCGCUGCCGCGCUUAUCUGGUGCGCAAGGCCUUCCGCCACCGCCUCUGGGCUGUGCUUACCGUGCAGGCCUAUGCCCGGGGCAUGAUCGCCCGCAGGCUGCACCAACGCCUCAGGGCUGAGUACCUGUGGCGCCUCGAGGCUGAGAAAAUGCGGCUGGCAGAGGAAGAGAAGCUCCGGAAGGAGAUGAGUGCCAAGAAGGCCAAGGAGGAGGCGGAGCGCAAGCAUCAGGAGCGCCUGGCCCAGCUGGCUCGUGAGGACGCCGAGCGGGAGCUGAAGGAGAAGGAGGCUGCUCGGCGGAAGAAGGAGCUCCUAGAGCAGAUGGAAAGGGCCCGCCACGAGCCCGUCAAUCACUCAGACAUGGUGGACAAGAUGUUUGGCUUCCUGGGGACUUCAGGUGGCCUGCCAGGCCAGGAGGGCCAGGCACCUAGUGGCUUUGAGGACCUGGAGCGAGGGCGGAGGGAGAUGGUGGAGGAGGACCUGGAUGCAGCCCUGCCCCUGCCUGACGAGGAUGAGGAGGACCUCUCUGAGUAUAAAUUUGCCAAGUUUGCUGCCACCUACUUCCAGGGGACAACCACGCACUCCUACACCCGGCGGCCACUCAAACAGCCACUGCUCUACCAUGACGACGAGGGUGACCAGCUGGCAGCCCUGGCGGUCUGGAUCACCAUCCUCCGCUUCAUGGGGGACCUCCCGGAGCCCAAGUACCACACAGCCAUGAGUGACGGCAGCGAGAAGAUCCCUGUGAUGACCAAGAUUUACGAGACCCUGGGCAAGAAGACAUACAAGAGGGAGCUGCAGGCCCUGCAGGGCGAGGGUGAGGCCCAGCUCCCUGAGGGCCAGAAGAGGAGCAGUGUGAGACACAAGCUGGUGCAUUUGACUCUGAAAAAGAAGUCCAAGCUCACAGAGGAGGUCACCAAGAGGCUGCAUGACGGGGAGUCCACGGUCCAGGGCAACAGCAUGCUGGAGGACCGGCCCACCUCCAACCUGGAGAAGCUGCACUUCAUCAUCGGCAAUGGCAUCCUGCGGCCAGCUCUCCGGGAUGAGAUCUACUGCCAGAUCAGCAAGCAGCUGACCCACAACCCCUCCAAGAGUAGCUAUGCCCGGGGCUGGAUUCUCGUGUCUCUCUGCGUGGGCUGUUUCGCCCCCUCUGAGAAGUUUGUCAAGUACCUGCGGAACUUCAUCCACGGGGGCCCGCCCGGCUACGCCCCAUACUGUGAGGAGCGUCUGAGGAGGACCUUUGUCAAUGGGACACGGACACAGCCGCCCAGCUGGCUGGAGCUGCAGGCCACCAAGUCCAAGAAGCCAAUCAUGCUGCCCGUGACAUUCAUGGAUGGGACCACCAAGACCCUGCUGACAGACUCAGCAACCACGGCCAAGGAGCUCUGCAACGCGCUGGCCGACAAAAUCUCUCUCAAGGACCGCUUUGGGUUUUCCCUCUACAUUGCCCUGUUUGACAAGGUGUCCUCCCUGGGCAGCGGCAGCGACCAUGUCAUGGACGCCAUCUCCCAGUGCGAGCAGUAUGCCAAGGAGCAGGGUGCCCAGGAGCGCAACGCCCCCUGGAGGCUCUUCUUCCGCAAAGAGGUCUUCACACCCUGGCACAGCCCUUCUGAGGACAACGUGGCCACCAACCUUAUCUACCAGCAGGUGGUGCGAGGAGUCAAGUUUGGGGAGUACAGGUGUGAGAAGGAGGACGACCUGGCGGAGCUGGCCUCCCAGCAGUACUUUGUGGACUAUGGCUCUGAGAUGAUCCUGGAGCGCCUCCUGAACCUCGUACCCACCUACAUCCCCGACCGCGAGAUCACGCCCCUGAAGACGCUGGAGAAGUGGGCCCAGUUGGCCAUUGCCGCCCACAAGAAGGGGAUUUAUGCCCAGAGGAGAACCGAUGCCCAGAAGGUCAAAGAGGAUGUGGUCAAUUAUGCCCGCUUUAAGUGGCCCUUACUCUUCUCCAGGUUUUAUGAAGCCUACAAAUUCUCAGGCCCCAGCCUCCCCAAGAACGACGUGAUCGUGGCUGUCAACUGGACGGGCGUGUACUUUGUGGAUGAGCAGGAGCAGGUACUUCUGGAGCUGUCCUUCCCAGAGAUCAUGGCCGUGUCCAGCAGCAGGGGAGCGAAAACGACAGCCCCCAGCUUCACACUGGCCACCAUCAAGGGGGACGAAUACACCUUCACCUCCAGCAAUGCUGAGGACAUUCGUGACCUGGUGGUCACCUUCCUAGAGGGGCUCCGGAAGAGAUCUAAGUAUGUUGUGGCCCUGCAGGAUAACCCCAACCCCGCGGGCGAGGAGUCAGGCUUCCUCAGCUUUGCCAAGGGAGACCUCAUCAUCUUGGACCACGACACGGGUGAGCAGGUCAUGAACUCGGGCUGGGCCAACGGCAUCAAUGAGAGGACCAAGCAGCGUGGGGACUUCCCCACCGACUGUGUGUACGUCAUGCCCACUGUCACCAUGCCACCGCGGGAGAUUGUGGCCCUGGUCACCAUGACUCCCGACCAGCGGCAGGACGUCGUCCGGCUCUUGCAGCUGCGAACGGCAGAGCCUGAGGUGCGUGCCAAGCCCUACACGCUGGAGGAGUUCUCCUACGACUACUUCAGGCCCCCACCCAAGCACACACUGAGCCGCGUCAUGGUGUCCAAGGCCCGAGGCAAGGACCGGCUAUGGAGCCACACGCGGGAGCCGCUCAAGCAGGCGCUGCUCAAGAAGCUCCUGGGCAGUGAGGAGCUCUCGCAGGAGGCCUGCCUGGCCUUCAUUGCUGUGCUCAAGUACAUGGGCGACUACCCGUCCAAGAGGACACGCUCUGUCAACGAGCUCACCGACCAGAUCUUUGAGGGUCCCCUGAAAGCCGAGCCCCUGAAGGAUGAGGCGUACGUGCAGAUCCUGAAGCAGCUGACCGACAACCACAUCAGGUACAGCGAGGAGCGAGGUUGGGAGCUGCUCUGGCUGUGCACGGGCCUCUUCCCACCCAGCAACAUCCUCCUGCCCCACGUGCAGCGCUUCCUGCAGUCCCGAAAGCACUGCCCACUAGCCAUCGACUGCCUGCAGCGGCUCCAGAAAGCUCUGAGAAAUGGGUCCCGGAAGUACCCUCCACACCUGGUGGAGGUGGAGGCCAUCCAGCACAAGACCACCCAGAUUUUCCACAAGGUCUACUUCCCUGACGACACUGACGAGGCCUUCGAAGUGGAGUCCAGCACCAAGGCCAAGGACUUCUGCCAGAACAUCGCCACCAGGCUGCUCCUCAAGUCCUCAGAGGGAUUCAGCCUCUUUGUCAAAAUUGCAGACAAGGUCAUCAGCGUGCCUGAGAAUGACUUCUUCUUUGACUUUGUUCGACACUUGACAGACUGGAUAAAGAAAGCUCGGCCCAUCAAGGACGGAAUUGUGCCCUCACUCACCUACCAGGUGUUCUUCAUGAAGAAGCUGUGGACCACCACGGUACCAGGGAAGGACCCCAUGGCCGAUUCCAUCUUCCACUAUUACCAGGAGUUGCCCAAGUAUCUCCGAGGCUACCACAAGUGCACGCGGGAGGAGGUGCUGCAGCUGGGGGCGCUGAUCUACAGGGUCAAGUUCGAGGAGGACAAGUCCUACUUCCCCAGCAUCCCCAAGCUGCUGCGGGAGCUGGUGCCCCAGGACCUUAUCCGACAGGUCUCGCCUGAUGACUGGAAGCGGUCCAUCGUCGCCUACUUCAACAAGCACGCAGGGAAGUCCAAGGAGGAGGCCAAGCUGGCCUUCCUGAAGCUCAUCUUCAAGUGGCCCACAUUUGGCUCAGCCUUCUUCGAGGUGAAGGUACACCAUGGGCUUCUCAGAACAGAGGAGGAGGGGAACAGGGCAUUGAGAAGGCACAGAGACUCCUCCCCAGGACUGUGGGAAACAGCCAUGGCCUUGGACACCUGCCCUGGUGAGGGAAGGAGGGCAGUACCCUCAGCCUUGUCCCAGCUCAGCGUCUUAGCUGGGCUAAGUCCUGGGGACAGAGGGACCAAAAGCUCAGCCUGGCAGUGGAGGCAGGCGUGUAAACAGGCCGGGGUAAUGGAGGACGGCCUAUGCUCUGACAGUGGGGAGCCCUCGCCCAGGUGGCAGAGCUCGGGAGGUUCUGCUGGGUCUGAGGAGGCCUCCUAGAGGGGGUGAUAUCUGAGCUUUCCAGGGAGAUCCUGGAAAGAGUGCUCCUGGCAGGGUUCCCGCAUAGACAAAGGCCUGGAGGCGUGAGAACUCAGGUCUGGGAAGGAAAUGCAAGUAGUGAGGGCAGGAGGCAAGAGCAGGCUGUGGAGAGCAGCAGCUUGCCGAGCAGGUGAGAGGCUGGGUUUCCUGCAGGGGUGGCCUGCCUUGGAGGGUUUUCAACCCAGGUGACAUGGCCAGAAAGCCUUUCAGGCUGUGGGUGGAGGAGGGGUCUGAGGGGCACAACAGAGGCAGGAGUAUGGUGAGGAGGCUUGUGUGAGAGGACAGAUGUGGUCUUGUCACACAGCCAGGAUCGGAGGCCUUUUGAGAAGCUCGGCUGUGCGAGAACAGGUAAGUAGCUGGACGCAGAGGCAGGGUUCAGGAAGCUUUGUAAAGAUGAGAUGCCCUUGGGCUGAGAGGGAGGACAAAGCAAAGGAUGGCCUGGGGGACCCAUGAAGGGAUGUGGGGCAGCACUGAGGCCCAGCGAAGGUGGAGGCCAUGAGGUCAUGGCAGGGCCGUCAGCACCACAUAGGCAACAGGAGAGGCUGACUUUAUCCCAGCUGGGGCCAGGCUUCAUUCCUUUCCCCAAACGCUUUUCUUGCUCUGGGCCCCCAUCUGAUGCCUUCUCAUCUUUU